CCUCUUUCGCUUCCGAUGGACUCACACACACGUCCACCUUUCUCCGAGAAAAAUUUUUCCCAAAAUAGUUUCCAUUCCUUCAUAUUUCACAUACAAUCACAUUCCACAGACUCAUCUUUUCGCAUCUCAUCGUUUCAUUCCCAUCUGAUAAACCACAUUGCAUUAUUGUCAUUAUUCCUGCAAACGCCCUGGGCUGGCAAUAAUUUGUAAUCAGCAAAAUCGUUUUCAUACUUAAUACCUGAAUUGGAUCGGUUUGGUUCAUGUGCUGGCCUUGGGUUAGCAAUAAUAUAAAGCCGGCUCCCACACGACUUGGUACCUGGAUAUUUUGCCUGCGUUAGUUGCAUGCAGUGUUGAACUUUAAAACCUGAGACCUACACCAUAAGUUAAAUAGCUACAUACAUUUUUGCUCUUACUGAGCAUGUGGUUAGACACAUACGCAAUGUUAAUCUCUAUUUACCUGUGUGGUCUUUAUUCUCUUAUUUAAUUAUACUCGUGCUAAGUGGCAUGUUCUAGUUAAAGUAUAAGGUAAAUCAUAUUUGUCACGUUUUUUAGAAGUUUAAUAUACUUUAGUAACAAAAAAAUAUUUUGAUACGUACAUGUUUUAUGCAAAUAUGGUAUAACUUGCACCAUUUUUCCUUUAAACCUUUAAGCUCCAUCGUGUGAUGCAUACUAUACAGUAUAUAUAACCUAGUUGUAGCAUACAUUAAUAAAUAUUAGAUAUCUGAAUAUUUUAUCCAUGCCGCUUCAAACUCUUACACAAAUUUUAAAUGAUAAAAAACAUGAAUUCACCAAUACACACAGAAUAACAACUUUUUUUAAAAAUAACUACGAGUAAAUUUUAAUAUUCUCAUCCAUGUCAGGUUUUGUUUAAACAUUACCGAUAGACAAGGACACUACACUAAAGUUUCAUAAUCUAUGAAGCUGGUCGUCGUGUGCUAUGCAUAAAUUAAUCAUCAGGUCUAUUAUUGAAGUUGGGUGGUGAACUCCACUCGACCCAUGCAUAAUUUACUAUUACUAGCUGUCACACUUGGGAUGAGAUUUGCACAAAAAAUCUGAAACACUUGUGUACCAAUCUCCAUCGGCGUCUUGCGAGUGAGACCUCCAGAAAAAAAUCCGCUUCCAAUACUAUUUAUCUAUUGUGAAAUUGUGAUGUAUACAAAACAGACCUUCUGCAUUCUCAUAAGUAACGUACGUACACAAGACAGUGUGUGUUAUGUAAUCAUCUAAUAAUCCACGCACAGCUGAGAAAAGUUGCAUGUAAGAAGAUCAGCUAUUUAUUUUGCAUUGGUGUGAGUGAAUAUGGUGUGUACAAUACAAAUUUGUUAAAGACAAACCUGUGAACUCUAAUUCAUAUUAACUCAAGAACCUGAACUUAAGGCAACGUGAGAACGGAUUUACAUUUCAAGAUGCCCUUGAUCGUGGACACUACGGAUCUUUUGGAAAACUCGAAAGAGUUUGAAGAAGCCAUUAAAAAUCUGAAUGAGGAUGGAAGUCACUUAUGGAAGGUGCGGGGUCCAUCAAAGUUUUUCCGCAGAAAGUUCUCCCUGGAUCUGAAAGACAUGCACAUGAAAUAUGAGCCCACUUCAAAGAGCCCGUGUUACAAGAAGCACAAGCAAAACAUUGAACUGGGAGAAAUUGUGGAAAUUCGACAAGGGUGGAAAACAGACACUUUUAACAAAAUAGAGGCAUCCGAAGCAAAAAAGAGAUCGAAAAAGAAGGAUUACCGGGGCACAGAUGAGAAUAGAUGCUUUUCUAUCAUUUAUGGAACCAGAAGAGAUACGUGGGACCUAAUUGCCCCAACAUCAGAGACUGCAGAAAAAUGGGUUCGUGCACUCAAUCACUUACUUUCUUUGUACCGAUCUCGAGAAGAAAAACAAGGAUAUGAACGCUGGUUAAGGAAACAAUUCACUGCUGCAGACAUGGACAAGAACAAAUGUCUUUCCUUCCCAGAAACAUUGAGACUUCUCAAACAACUGAAUAUUGAGAUGGAUGAGUCUGAUGUGAAGAAAUUAUUCCGCGAGGCUAACGUAAGGAAAUCAAAACCUGGCACCCCAGAAGUCCUGGACGAGGACGAGUUCAUAAAAAUGUAUUUUGCUCUUUUGAAAAGACCUGAUUUUGAGAAUCUUUAUGACAGCAUCGCUGAACCUUCGGGAUCGGUUGGUGCUCGUGAAAUAUGUGAAUUUCUUAAAAGAGAGCAAGGAGACGAUUUUACAUCAUGUACGGAAGAGGACUGUGCGCAAAUGAUUAAAAUUUACGAGCCUGUUGCAGAGAUGAAGAGCAAAGGCGAGAUGAGCGUUUCGGGUUUUCUGAACAUGUUGCUUUCACCACAAUUUGAUAUUUUCAACGCGAGACAUAAGGUUGUCUAUCAAGAGAUGAAACACCCUCUGUCUCACUAUUUUAUCGCCUCUUCCCACAACACAUAUCUUGUUGGAAACCAGUUAAGUGGCACAAGUAGUGUGGAGGGGUAUAUCGACGCUUUAAAAAGGGGCUGCCGAUGCUGUGAAUUGGACUGUUGGGAUGGCGAGAAUGGCGAGCCGAUCGUGUACCAUGGCUUUACGUUAACGAACAAAAUACUAUUCAAGGAGAUUCUAUCAGAUGCAAUUAAACCUUAUGCCUUCGUAGCGUCGAGAUACCCUUUAAUUCUCAGCUUGGAAAAUCACUGCACAGAAGAGUACCAAAUGAAAAUGGCCGAACAUUUGAAGAAUAUUCUGGGUGAUAUGCUCUAUUUGGUUGAUCCAGAUGAAAACAUGGAGUUUCUCCCAUCGCCUGAAGAACUGCAAGGGAAGAUUUUGGUGAAAGCAAAGAAAACAUCUCGAAAAGUAAAGGAACCGGCAUUGCCCAACACCAUGAUCCCGCCUCCGCCUGCAUUAGAUGAUGAUAAGGACGAAGAAAACAAGUCACCAAGUAAGAACAGGGAUAUCGAUUUUCUUCCCAAAGGAGACACUUCUUCCGACACUACUGCUAAUUCCAUUCCUCGAGUAGACGACGGCCUUCUUCCCAAGUCGUCUCAGGGUUGGGCCGGUCCUCCAAAGGCUAGCAUGGAAAGUCUUGGUGAUGAUUCAGAUGAAAGCGAAGCGGACGAAACAAUUGAUUACAUUGAUGGUGUUGGAGUGACCAAAAAGAAAUCCGUGUCCAAUGACCUCUCAUCUUUAGUCAACUUGAUUCAAGCUGUUAAAUUUCAUUCAUUUGAGGAUUGCAGGCAGCAUCGAAAAUGUUACGAAAUGAGUUCAUUUUCAGAAGCCAAAACUAAUAACUUUAUUAUUACUUCUGGGGAAGCCUUAGUGGAAUACAAUAAGCGACAGCUAUCACGAAUCUACCCUGCAGGAUCAAGGACAACUUCUUCAAAUUUCAAUCCAAUUGACUAUUGGAAUGUGGGAUGCCAAAUUGUGGCUCUAAACUAUCAGACUGAAGACAUUCCAAAUUUUUUCAACUAUGCCCUAUUUACGAACAACGGCUCGUGCGGCUAUGUUUUGAAGCCAGCCAUUCUCCGUGAUCCGAAUCUAAAGUUUGACUCUAAAACGAAAUUGCCCAAGGAUCGGGGGCUCACUUUAAAAGUGAGACUUAUCAGCGGCCAGCACAUCCCCAAAGCUCCAGGGAACAGUGAAGUUGUUGACCCCUAUGUGGAAGUGAAGAUCCUGGGCAUCGAGCAAGAUAGGGCACUAAGGAAAACUGAAGUUGUAAACAAUAAUGGUUUCAACCCGGUGUGGAAUGAGACGUUCAAUUUCCGAGUAUACUGCCCGGAACUGGCGAUGCUGUACUUUCGAGUCAAAGACUAUUCGAACAGUGGGACUGAUAUGCACUUGGCGCACUUCGCCUCUCCCCUCGGCUCAAUUACCACGGGUUACCGUCAUGUACAUCUCGUCACCCUGAAGGGCACUCCGAUGAUUCCUUCUACAUUAUUUGUCCACAUAACGGUCCAAAACCAUGCAGCUGAAGGUGCAAUGAAUGGAUCCCCCAUCAAAUAGUUGUCAUCGCGAAUUCGAACUCAUCUGCCAUUCCAUUAAAUAAGAGAGAUCAGGCUGGUUCGCGUGAACUCGUUCUACAACAUGUUGCUGCCCACUUUCUUCACAUUCCCGGUGGAAAUUUAUUCGCGUGUUUGAAAUUAUUCUAAAUUUUAUCGUCAAAGUUGAAAGGGUCUGAAUUAUUCUAGAUAAAUCAUAGACAUCAUAUCAACAUUCACAUUUUGUUGCCAAUGUGUCUGAAAUGCAGGUUUUCCAUACUUAUAAAAAAAUAUGCAAAGAGCUUUAAUAUUAUUAUUUGAAAGAAAUGAAAGAUCAAAUAAGGGGAUGGAAUAAAUAAACUCGAUACAAUUUGUCAAGCA
Messenger RNA from Folsomia candida, 4321 nucleotides. Its product is annotated as 1-phosphatidylinositol 4,5-bisphosphate phosphodiesterase delta-1. The coding region runs from base 1407 to 3965 and encodes 852 amino acids. NCBI's taxonomy places the organism in Eukaryota, Metazoa, Arthropoda, Collembola, Entomobryomorpha, Isotomidae. The transcript is spliced from 17 exons. Gene Ontology annotation, molecular function: calcium ion binding; phosphatidylinositol-4,5-bisphosphate phospholipase C activity. The record is from RefSeq and is a predicted model, not a curated record. Gene Ontology annotation, biological process: phosphatidylinositol-mediated signaling; lipid metabolic process.